GAUCCUCUAUAAUGGACAGAAGAACGGCGGUGCCGGGGACUUCAUGUCGCUGGGCCUGUCGGAGGGGUACGUGGAGUUCCGCUUUGACGUGGGGUCAGGAGCAGCCGUCAUCCGCAGUAAGAACGCCCUGGAGCUGGGCAGGUUCCAUACCGUCGUGCUGAAGAGGAACAGCAGGUUUGGUUCCCUGUCUGUGGACGGCCUCCCGGCAGCUAACGGCACGUCUCAGGGUAACUUCCGUGGUCUGGACCUGAUCGAACCCCUGCACGUGGGCGGAGUACCUGACUAUGCUGCCAUAGCAACAGCCUCAGGGCUGAAAUCUGGCUUCAUCGGCUGUCUGAGUAGACUGGAGAUCAGUGGUGCGAGUGUGAACCUGGCCAGUGAUGCCAUCAACAUUGUGGGUGUGUCUGACUGCCCCACCUGCGCAGAUAAACCCUGUAAAAACGGAGGAACCUGUGUGGAGGCGACAACAGAAUACGGAUUCAGAUGUGAGUGUCCUGAGGGUUACAGUGGGAGGACAUGUGAAGGUGUUGGAGAGAGGUGUUACCCAGGUGCCUGUGGACCAGGUGGCAAGUGUAACAACGAUCCUGGCCCCACAGGGUUCACCUGCUCUUGUCCCAUCGGCAGAACAGGUGUCAGGUGUGGCACAGGUAUUGUGAUCGUUGAGCCAGCCUUCAGUGGAACUUCCUUCAUCGCCUACCAGACAAUGCAGAAUGUCCAGCGACAGACUCGUAUCACCAUGGAGUUCAAGUUAGACAGUCUCACAGACGGACUGCUGCUGUUCAACGGACAGAGACUGGCCGGGUCUGGGGACUUCAUCUCACUGGCAGUCAAGGAUGGAGCAGUCGAGUUCAGAUUUGAUAGUGGAUCAGGUCCGGCCAUCAUUAGGAGUUCUAAGAAUGUGAGUUUGGACACCUGGCACACCAUCAAGGCUGAGCGAGACCUUAAGGAUGGGUCCUUAAGUCUGGACGGGCUGGAGGCCACAAAGGGCCAGUCACCAGGAAGCACUCAGGGUGUAAACCUGAGGAUGCCGCUGCAUUUAGGAGGGAUGGAGAACUUUGAUGACCUUCCUGACAGAGUUGGAGUCAACAAGGGCUUGUUUGGCUGCAUUGCUUCUGUUGAAGUGAACUCUAUCUCCCUGGACCUGGUCAAUGCCGUACUGGACAGUGCCAACAUCCAGGACUGUGGGGAGAGGACGUGUGACCGUGCACCGUGUCAGAACGGAGCCACGUGCAUCCAGAUGGGAGACAACUACGUCUGCAGAUGUUCUCCACAGUUCGAAGGCCGUCAUUGUGAGACGGCCCUGAACCCGUGCCAGGUCCUGACGCCGUGUCUGAACGGUGGGAAGUGUGAGCAGCAGGGCAGCGACUACCGCUGCAUGUGUCCUCUCGGCUUCAAGGGCAAGGACUGUGAGGAGAAGGUGGAGCUGGCUGACUACACGGCCGCCUUCGACAGGGACGGAUACAUCGAGCUGCCCAACAAGAUCAUGGGGAGGGGAUAUUGGGCGGAGCCUGAGUACAUCGAGUUCCACUUCAGAACAACCAUGGGGAACGGAGUCAUCUUCUGGCAGGGUGUGGAGGAAGGCAGUACUGGCAGAAAUAUGGACUUUAUCUCCAUAGCUGUGAGUGACGGAUACCUGGUCUUCAGCUAUGAACUGGGCAGUGGACAGGCAAACAUCCAAUCUGAGCAGAGAAUCAAUGAUGGAGAAUGGCACCACGUCAAGACCGUCAGAACUGGUCAGAAUGGAGAACUUACAGUAGACGAGGGAAGACCCAUCCCAGGGAAGUCAGGUGGCAGCCUGCAGAGUGUAAACGCAAAGGGCAGUGUAUACAUAGGUGGUAUGCCAGACAUUGUCAAACACACAGGCGACAAGUACCAGACAGGGAUGGUCGGCUGUGUCUACAACCUCAGGUUACAAAACCGGCCUCCUAUAAACCUACUCCUGGACAACAUAGGGGGCUCCAACGUCCUACCAUGUCCCGCCCAACCCCCUCCGCUACAGGAGCUACCCUAGCACACCUCCUAGCCUUGUUGUAUCUAAUUUGUCAGUACAAGUUACACCCCCUCCCCUCGAAGAAAACUAGUAAAAAUGUAAAAAAAAAGUGUACUUAACACUGGUAUAUUUAGAGUCACUUUCUUAAAAGAGUAGCAAAAAUGGUGGUAUAUGUUUUUAUGUUAUAUAUAUAGAUACCAUGUAGCUGUAGUAUUGUAGGUUACAUACUUAGAAGAAAAUGAACCAUGUGAACUCAAAGUGGAAAUUUUGUACAGAAUGAUAGUAUAUGUAGUUAGUUCUGUUUGUAUCGUAUUAUUACAAUCAAAACUGUAUCCCUUGCAUGUUGGAACAAUACAGCACUGAGGUUUUUUAAUCCCCUUUUUAAGGUUUUAUGUGCUGUUUUUAAACAUGUUUUAUGUGUAAAAAUGUGGUGCUUUUUUUAUAAUCUACACAGAUGUGAGGUUGGCACAUUUUCUAGCUACAUGGAUCUGGUGUGAUAUAUGUAUGUAGGCUUCGAAUGUGGUGCUAACUUCAGUGGUGCUGCAACCCAUAAAAGGCGGUGCAGAAACAUGCUAUUACAUGUAUAAGUUUGAAGUUGUCCUGUAAAUUGCUAUGUUGAGAAAUAUUACUAUGUGAACAGCACUUUACAGGAACAUUUUAUAUACUGUGUUGUUUCUAAGAAAUCAUCUUACAGUACAACAGAUAUUUUCUUCUUUUUGAUAAACAUUAAUGUUAACAUACAUGUUUAGCUGUGUUUUUUUAGACAAUCACAGACAAUACUAGGUCUACAAAUGGUGUAAUUUGAUUGGAUUUUAUUUGGUCAGUUCAGGUUUUUUGCUCUAGAGAUAGCUUUGACUGCUGUAGUCAGGUUUUAUGUGAAUAUUUUGCAGGUAGGUAGAGAAGGCCUAAAAUAUCCAGACAUACAUUUGGAUUGUGGUUUAUCACUAAUAUGUAGACGAGUACCUACUGAAUUCAUAUCUACUUGUAUAUUACGUCUUAUGUAUUGUGAUUUUUUUUUCAAAUACCAAUAUAUAAAAUUGAGGAAAAACAUUUGACAAACUUUAAAAUCUUACAACAUCCUCUUUCUGGGAUACUUUCAAAAAUGGUGCAGUACGAAGACAAGAAAUGAAUGUCUCUUUUCAGCCAUGGAGGGUCUUAUACUACAGACGAUUUUAACUUAGCAGCCAUAUUGGUUGAUGUAGUAACAGUCAAGUGUCACUUCCUAACUUAUUGUAUUUAUGUUUUAAAGAUGCUUUCUUCGUGCAAGCAACCCCACACCUCGUAUGUACAAUCUUGCCCUGUGACAGAAUAUCUAGCCUGUGUGUUCUUCAUACAACAGAAACUAAUGAAUGGUCACUCUUACCUGAGAUGAAGUACAUUUUGUUACACUGAUUGU
This is a messenger RNA of Branchiostoma belcheri (Belcher's lancelet), 3386 nucleotides long. RefSeq names its product basement membrane-specific heparan sulfate proteoglycan core protein-like. NCBI's taxonomy places the organism in Eukaryota, Metazoa, Chordata, Leptocardii, Amphioxiformes, Branchiostomatidae. The record is from RefSeq and is a predicted model, not a curated record. The transcript has 13 exons. Bases 44 to 2011 code for a protein of 655 amino acids. Gene Ontology annotation, molecular function: calcium ion binding.